Molecule: messenger RNA, 1011 nt
Organism: Fusarium mangiferae
Lineage: Eukaryota; Fungi; Ascomycota; Sordariomycetes; Hypocreales; Nectriaceae
Exons: 3
Coding region: 1-1011 (336 amino acids)
Cellular component (GO): extracellular region
Source: RefSeq, a predicted model, not a curated record
AUGAAGGCGUCUAUGUUCCUCCUCGGCGCUAGCGCCAUCUUGGCUUCGGCCAGCCCUAUUCGAAAUGCUCUCGAGAAGAGAGAGAUUGAGAAGCGAGAGAUGAAGACCGAGUGGGUCUACGAGGUUGUUACCGUCACUGUUGUUGCUGGCGAGGAGCCCGAGACCACUGCUCCUGUGGCCACAAAGCCCACUGGCGUUGUGUUUAUGGAAGCUCCCGCUCCCAAGUAUACAGCUCCUUCGACCACCAAGGAGGCUGCGAAGCCCAAGAAGGUCAAGAAGCCUGUCAGCAAGCCCUCAACCACCGAGGAGGCCCCCAAGGUUACGGUCGUUACUGUCGAGCCCCAGCCUGAGUCUACCAAGGAGACCGUCUAUGAGUCUCCCGCACCCGUCGUCGAGAAGCCCAAGACAACCAUCUCCAAGGUUGUCGCUAAGCCUACCAAGGUUGCCGAGCCUAAGGUUGAGGUCCCUGCUAGCGGCGGUGAUGACCUCUCUCUGGAUGGUGCCUAUAACACUGUUAUGCUCGCCUACCACAACAUCCACCGUCUUAACCACUCUGCCUCUGCCCUUGAGUGGGAUGAUGAGCUCGCCGGCUACGCCGAGAACACCGCCAACGGUUGUGUUUUCGAGCACGACAUGAAGCAAGGCAAUGGCGGCUACGGCCAGAACCUCGCUUCAUGGGGUGCCACAAGCGAUAUUGAUGGCCUCAAGAACAAGGCUGCCGCUGGUGGUAUUACCAACCAGUGGUACAACAACGAGAUGGCCAACUGGGCUUUCUACGGCCAGGAGAACCCUCCUGCUGAUAUGAACAUUGACCUCUACGGCCACUUCACUCAGGUUGUCUGGAAGGACUCCACCAAGGUUGGCUGCGCCACUGUCAAAUGCCCUGCCGGAACUGUUCUCAGCUUCCCCUCUUGGUACACCGUCUGCAACUACAACCCUCAGGGUAACUUCGGCGGCCGUUACGGUGACAACGUUCUGAAGCCCAAGGGCGAGAAGCGCGUUACUGUUUAA